AUGCAGGCGUUGCUUAGCCGCAUCGUGGUGGCACCCACGGAGCCCGAGGCUAACGCCACAACCCCCGUCCAAACAGCAUUAUCACCCGACGUAAAGGCGGAAAUCGCAUUGGCCGUGGAGCGCCUGCAAUUCGCGACGCUGCUGGGCGAGCGUAAGAAAGCAGUGAGUGCUCUUCAGUCAUUGGCCCAGAAUUUUGACGCUAGUCGGAGCCCAGGCGGUCGUAAACGCAGCGGUGUCGAACCUACAGUUGAAGAGCACGAACUCGGCCAUGCCGCUGUGCCCGGCGUGCUAGCGGCAUUAGUUUUCUGCAGUCCAUAG
This is a messenger RNA of Phytophthora infestans T30-4, 318 nucleotides long. RefSeq lists its product as uncharacterized. NCBI's taxonomy places the organism in Eukaryota, Oomycota, Peronosporomycetes, Peronosporales, Peronosporaceae. The record is from RefSeq and is a predicted model, not a curated record. The coding region runs from base 1 to 318 and encodes 105 amino acids. The transcript has 3 exons.